AUGGAUCACUGCGAUAUUAUUGAUGAUGAACAACUAGAACCUACGUUACAAAAUGUAAUUAGCCAGACCACUUUAAAAUGGAUUUUCGUAGGUGGUAAAGGAGGCGUUGGUAAAACCACAUGCAGGUAAUAACCAACAACUUUCCUAAUAUUAGGUAUACUUUUGUAGGUACCUAAUUAUCGUCCAAUUUGAUUUUAAUUUCAGUUGUAGUUUGGCCAUUCAAUUAGCAAGUGUACGUGAAUCUGUACUUCUUUUAUCAACUGAUCCAGCACAUAAUAUAUCUGAUGCGUUUGGACAAAGGUUCACUAAAGUGCCUACUAAAGUUGAAGGUUUCAAUAAUUUGUUUGCCAUGGUAAUCAUAUUAGAUACCUAUUAAAAAUAUAUGAUUAUUAAUUUAUUAAUACAAAUUAUUAAUUUUUAUUUAUGACAUAGGAAGUAGACCCAGAUGUCAGUAAUGGCAAUGAACAUUUAUUUGAACAAAACGAUGAAUCUGAUAUAAUGCGAUUGGGUAGAAGUAUUUUACGGGAUGUGGUUGGAGCAUUCCCUGGUAUUGAUGAAUCAAUGAGUUACGCUCAAGUAAUGAAGUAAGUAUGCAUACAAUUGUCUAUUAAAAAUUACAUAGGCGCCGGGUUUUGAAAUGUCAUAGAGGCUGAGCUAUAAUCUACUAAUAUUUUUAAAAACAUUUUGAAUUUAUCAAUUUAAGUCAAUUAUUACAUUCAUUUAACAACUAGUAUAUUAAAACAAACAAAAAUUAUCAUAAAAACAUUCACUUCAAAACCUAUUUAUUAACCUAUUUAUUAGAUUAAGAUACAUUAUUAUUAUAUUUUACUGUAGGUUAAACAUAAUACACACAUAGUUUUCGAUUUAUUUUGUAUAAAUUAGAUUAAACUUAUGACAAAGUUGUUACCUUUAAUACUGUUAAUAUAACUAUUAGUAACUAUUGAUAGUUCAACUUAUUCAUCUCUAUAAAUAUGGAGAAUUGAAGUAUCAUUUAAACAUUCUUGAGACAUUAUGAAUCUGAGAUAUGUCUUAAAACUCUAAAGUGCAAAAAAUGACUUCUCUACUGUUCAAGAGGAUACUGGUAUUAUUAACAUAAUUCUCAAUAGCUAUUUUAACUUUAGUAAUAAGUCACAUAGCAUUUUAUCUUUCUUGAAAAAAUCAAUGAUGCCUUAAAUGUUGUAAAGUAUAAUAACUCUAAUACACAGUUUGUAGCUUUGCAUGGAGAAUUUCUAUUCUGUUGAAAAUUUUAAUCACAGCAUUCAAUAAAAAAAAAAUCAAAGUUAAUUAUUUUUAAAUUUUAUUAUUUUUCAUUGAUUUUGAUAUCAACGAAAAAAAAUAAGACCCAACUUAUGCUUUUUAUAAGGGGUGGUACCUCAGCUUUACUAUUUCAUUGGGAACUUCAGUUCAGUAUCCCUGUGUGCUUGGCGCCUAUAAAAAAUUGUUUUAUUAUCCAUGUACAAUGUACAUGUUAAAAAUAAGUAUUGAUUAAAAAUGUUGAGUAUGUCUAUUUGCAGUAUGUUUGUACAAUAUGUUAAAAUAGAAUUAAUAAUGUUAAAUUAUUAAAAUUAGUAUAAAUAAUAUUUUAAUAAAAUUAUGAUUGAUAAAUAAUCAUGACUUGGAUUUUAUAGUAUUUGUUAAUUAUCAUAGAAUACAGAUUAAAAUUGCAGAGUGAACUUUACAUCUUCUUUAUGCACCAGAUUCCAAAUAUACAAUUUUAUAUUGCUGUUUUUUAUAUAUUUAAAGUAUUUUAGAUUUUAAGUACUAUCUUUCAAUUUUUUAAUUUAUUUUUUAUUAUUACACCUAAUAUAAUUAUUUAUUUUGUAUUUUAAAAAAUAAUAGAAAAAUGUUUGGUUAUAUGAAUUCAUAAGAAACCUACAUUUUCAUUUCAUAUUAUAAUCUUUUUUAGUAACUUGGCGUACUGACUUAUCAAACAGUCUACAUUUAUGACUUUUUAUCGGUUUUAAUAAAUACAUUUUCUUUUUUGUCAUUUUUCAUGUUUUUAAGUUAGGCACUUGAAAAAAAAGUCCUAGUAAUGAUUUAUAAUAUUUUAUUUUUAAUUAUGUCUAUUUAUUGUUUAAUUUUAGGUUAGUUAAGAAUAUGAACUUUUCAGUAGUUGUACUUGACACAGCUCCUACAGGGCAUACUCUACGAUUGUUGACUUUUCCUUUGGCAAUGGAAAAAGCUAUAGUAAAACUUUUGGAUUUAAAAAAUAGAGUAGGGCCUUAUCUUAGUCAAGUUAGUAUGUUAUUUGGUGGGGGUAUUAAUUUGGAAGAUAUUUCUCAACAACUUGAAGAGUUGUUGGCUACAAUCAAAACCAUAAAUGAACAAUUCAAAGAUCCUGUAAGUAAUCAAUAUAAUAUUAUACUCUAUUCACAAUAAGUGACCACUUUCGCACAUGUAUACUGAGCCGCCGUAAUCUAUGAUUGGUCGGUGAUUUUCGUUGUUCGUCGUAGUAGGCAGCAGGCUGCUGCCACGGCCGUUCAUACAGAGGGGUGUUUUCAUUGAGCGAGUGGGUCAACUUACGGUGAAUAGAGUAUAGUCAAAUACAUAGGUUUUAUAAUGAUUUUUUUGUAGGAUCAAACAACAUUUAUUUGUGUAUGCAUUGCUGAAUUUUUGUCAUUGUAUGAAACUGAGAGACUUGUUCAAGAAUUAACCAAAAAUGGAAUUGACACUCAUAAUAUUAUUGUUAAUCAAUUGUAUAUAAACAAUGGUGAUUCGGAUCCCAAUUGUAAAAAGUGUUCUUCCAGAAGAGCAUUACAGCACACAUAUCUCGAUCAGGUAUAUUCAUUUAUAUAUGCAUUUUAAAUAUGGUUUAUUUAAAAAAUGUUAAUUCCACUCUAUCCUUUUUUAGAUUUAUGAUUUAUACAUCGAUUUCCACAUUACUAAGCUUCCUCUAUUAGAAAAGGAAGUAAGAGGUGUUACCGAUAUAACAGAGUUCUCUAAAUAUCUGAUUUUUCCAAAUUAUGCAUUUAAAAAAUCUGUACCGUAA
This is a messenger RNA of Cinara cedri, 2989 nucleotides long. The record is from the annotation of a GenBank genome assembly. Lineage: Eukaryota; Metazoa; Arthropoda; Insecta; Hemiptera; Aphididae.